AUGGCACCGGACGAAUACCAGAAUCGAUUUUACACAUUGGCGACGAUGUUGCCCAUCCUCGUCUUGCCCACAUUCUCCCUCUGGCAGUGGGAAAACACCCGCGACUACGACCAAACAGACACAAGCACUAUGAUCUGGACCUGUGCCAUUACCGGCACAAUAGGCAUAAGCCUAGACAUUGCGCUUCAAGGGCUUUUUUCGUAUGGGGCUGCCCUCUUGCUCUUCCGUAACGACGCGAAGAAGUACAUCAAGGAAUUCACGAUCAGCGAAGACAAAAUCAAGGAUGCAGCUCACCGAGCAACGAGAAGAGACAUGUCUCGCCGUUGGCAGUACUGGGUCUUCCUGCUCAUCUUCUGCUUCGUCAUGGCCGGCGCGCUCGAGGAAGGUCUCAAGUACUUCUCACUUACGGGUGCUCGCAAGUAUGGAAAAGUCGUUCAAGAGCGAGACUACAUUACGAUUCCUGUUGCAGCUGCGGUGGGCUUUGCAACCAUUGAAAACAUGGCCUUCGCAUACGGGGCAUAUAAAAGCGGUGAGAGUCCGAUCAGACUUGCCAUGACGAUCCUGGAGCGGACAGUGUUUGGUAUUCCUGGACAUGCCAUGACGGCGGCACUCAUCGGACUUAAUGUGCUGGUACGCGAUAUCAGACAGGAAACAAUGAAUAUGUGGCAGAUCCUGCUUGAGCCUAUACUAUUCCACGGCUGCUUCGAUUUUAUGUUGUUCGCAAUCAGCGCGUACGAUGGCAAUAUUGGCUGGGUCCAUCCAAAAGGGGCGUCCAAGAUAUGCGUCACACUUGUCCUCGUUGUCGGCAUCCAGCUCUGUCUGGCCUUGGUAGUGAAGCAGCGGUUGGACCGAUAUGAUAUAGGCUCGUGA
Messenger RNA from Exophiala xenobiotica, 870 nucleotides. RefSeq lists its product as uncharacterized. The transcript has a single exon. The record is from RefSeq and is a predicted model, not a curated record. Bases 1 to 870 code for a protein of 289 amino acids. Gene Ontology annotation, molecular function: peptidase activity. NCBI's taxonomy places the organism in Eukaryota, Fungi, Ascomycota, Eurotiomycetes, Chaetothyriales, Herpotrichiellaceae.